This is a messenger RNA of Nelumbo nucifera (sacred lotus), 1045 nucleotides long. Its product is annotated as proteasome subunit beta type-2-A-like. Gene Ontology annotation, cellular component: proteasome core complex. Gene Ontology annotation, biological process: proteasomal protein catabolic process. NCBI's taxonomy places the organism in Eukaryota, Viridiplantae, Streptophyta, Magnoliopsida, Proteales, Nelumbonaceae. The record is from RefSeq and is a predicted model, not a curated record.
UGUUUCUUGUUCCUCAAGUCCCCACAUUCAGUCUCAAAGCUCUGUCUUCAUCAACGGAGCAAAUAUCGACGUAUAGAGAAGACGAAAAGCAGAACUCAAAGUAGAGACUAGAGAGAUGGAGUGUGUUUUCGGAUUGGUUGGUAAUGGUUUCACUCUGAUUGUGGCCGAUACGUUGGCUGUACACAGCAUAUUGGUUCACAAAUCGAACGAAGACAAGAUCAUGAUCCUUGACUCUCACAAGCUCUUGGGCGCUAGCGGUGAAAGUGGUGACAGAGUUCAGUUUACGGAGUAUAUACAGAAGAACGUAGCAUUGUAUCAGUUCCGUAAUGGGAUUCCGUUGACAACCGCAGCUGCUGCAAAUUUCACUCGGGGCGAGCUCGCCACUGCUUUGAGAAAGAGCCCAUACUUUGUUAACAUCCUUCUGGCUGGCUAUGAUAAGGAGACUGGUCCAUCUUUGUACUAUAUCGACUACAUUGCCACCCUUCACAAGAUUGAGAAGGGUGCUUUCGGGUAUGGAUCCUAUUUUUCUCUGUCCAUGAUGGACAGACACUACCACAGUGGGAUGUCAGUUAAAGAAGCAAUUGAUUUGGUCGACAAAUGCAUAAUGGAGAUCCGGUCCAGGUUGGUUGUGGCACCUCCGAAUUUUGUGAUCAAGAUUGUUGACAAAGAUGGAGCAAGGGAAUAUGCCUGGCGAGAAUCCAUCAAAGACACUAUUGCUCCUAAUACUGCCUGAAAUUCUUUUUGUUUCACCAAGACACUCUUCUCCAUUUUGUUUGUCCUUUUGUCAUUUCCUUUAAAGAUGGGGCGACUGUUUGUCAUGGAACAUUAUGGCUCUAUUUCCUCUGUUCAAACUGAUGUCAUUACAUACACCCCAUCUGUUCUUGAGAUGUAGCCAAUGUGUCGAAGAAAGAGCACAGUGAAGGAAUUGACAGGCUGGUACAUGACAUUCUUGGUUCUUCUAAUUCUCUUGUAUUCCCAUCUUAGAUGGUUUUCUAAAGCGAAAGAUUGCACGAUUCAAGCCGGGUGUCUUGAGUCUGUAGACUUU